Symbiodinium necroappetens is the source of this 1389-nucleotide messenger RNA. NCBI's taxonomy places the organism in Eukaryota, Dinophyceae, Suessiales, Symbiodiniaceae. The record is from the annotation of a GenBank genome assembly.
GAACUUGCAGAAGCAAGUACGCAGCGGCGGCGUUUCUCGCAACGCCGGGAAAGGGAGCCCCAGACCAAUGCACCGAGGAGGAGCUUGGGGCGUGUCACUGGGAAUUUCACGACCAAGCUGGUGAACUCGCCGGGUUUCGACGUGUUCUUUGCGUUAGUGGUGAUUGCCAAUGCCGUGUACAUCGGCUUCGACGUGCAGCGUGGCCUGACAGAUUCCGGCUCCAGACCUUUGGAAUAUCAGAUUCUCCAGUACCUCUUCACCAUCCUCUUUACAGUUGAGCUGGCCACUCGUAUUGUCGUGAGUCGAUGCCGCUAUUUCGUCUCGGAAGACUGGACAUGGGCACUGUUGGACCUUGUAAUCGUGGGAACCUCCUUGUGGGAAGUCCUUGUGGACAUCUUGGAAGCUGCUCUGCCACAGGGCACGGGCCUGAGCACCAUCAGCGGCAUCUCGAGCAUUAAAGCUUUCCGAGUCAUACGACUCACACGACUGCUCAAGAUGGUGCAAUUUCUCCGGAUUUUCCGAUUCGUGAUGGCCCUCCGCACAUUGGUCCAGUCCAUUAUGCAUACACUCAAGGCCUUGUUUUGGGCAUUGCUUCUGCUCGUUCUCAUCGUGUACGUCUUCGCAGUCUUGUUUGCACAGGGGGUGAAUGACUAUGUGACUUCCAUGCCCGAUGCCCCUGACGACGGCUUUGCUUGCAGCGACAUCGAUGUGGUGCAGUCCGGCAUGAAGUAUUUUGGAGACUUGCAAGUAAGCAUGCUCAGCCUCUUCAUGAGCAUUGCCGGCGGUGUCAGUUGGGAGGAAGUGAUAGCACCUUUACGGAUAAUCUCGCCAGUGUGGACCUUGUGCUACAUCUUUUACAUUUGCUUCACAUAUUUUGCAGUUCUUAAUGUAGUAACUGCGGUGUUCUGCCAAUCUGCAAUAGAGAGCGCCCAGAAAGAUCAUGCGACAGUUGUGCAGAACAUGAUCGACAACAAGGAAUCGCACCUGGACAAACUCCGUACCCUUUUUAGCAAGCUGGGUGCCGACAGAACGGGCGGCAUCACCUUGCGCAUGUUCGAGGAAAAGAUCAAUUCCCCAUCUGUCCGGGAGUAUUUCGAGACAUUGGGCUUAGACAUUUGGGAUACCUGGUCUUUCUUCAAGCUCCUGGACGCAAAUCUCGGUGGCGUUGUGGACUUCGAGGAGUUCUUCAUGGGCUGUUUGAGAUUCAGCGGAACAGCAUCGGCCUUGGACCUGGGCAAGAUUAGCCAAGAUCAGGCAUGGCUCAUCAAGAACCAAGGGAAGUUCCAGAAGUUUAUGGAAGAGGAAUUGACACGGCUGCGAGGGGAGAUGUCAACCAUGUCGGACUUCAUCAGCUCCCUAUCCCGUGGAGUAGCCUGUGCGCAAGUCUGA